GUUCAGCACACGAUCAUCUCGCCGUCAUCCAGUCGGCAGUCGGUAGCUGAAUUGCCGUACGACUGCCCGUGUCUUGACGCGGAGACUCUUUUUUUUUUUUCUUUUUGUUUUUUUUUUCCGUUUCUAUCCCGCGCAUUUUUCCACCGUUCCGACGCGCGUUUUCCGGCUCGAAAGACAACCCGACCGUUACGUCCAUGGCGCGCCCGGGUCUCGUUGUCGCCGUUUCGCUGUGGUGUCUGACACUGGCGUCGUCGCCGUGCGCCACGGCCUCGUCGCCGGACUGGUGCCGGCUGGCGUUACCGCUGCGGGCCGAGGUCUCCAGAUACCGGCCGAUCGUCAACCGGGUCUUGCAGUACGUGCUGCACGGGCCGUACAAGGGCCGCACGUGGGCCGAGCUCGCCCGGUUCACCGACACGUUCGGCUCCCGGCUGGCUGGCACCGCGAACCUCGAGGACGCCAUCGACUAUGUGACGGGCAAACUCCGGGCCGAGAACCUCGACCGCGUGCACGGCGAACGGGUCGAGUUCACGGGAUGGCAGAGGUACGCCGUAAUUAUCCGUACCGUCGCCGACGCGCGGAACGUCGGCCCUAAAUUAUUUGAAAACGUUACAAGAAAUUAUCGCGUUUUAGAUCCGGAAGCGUAGCCAGGGAUCUAAUGGUUUUACGAUAAUAUGAUGGAGUUUUUUAUCCUUUUUUUUUUUUUCUGUCUGUAAACAACUUUUCCAAACGAAAUCUCGCUCCGAUGUGUAGAGCGCAGUAUGUUUUCCGAAAGGAAAUUUUGUCUAGUCGGCGCAUUGGAGAGGUCAUUUUUAAAUUUUCCACGGGGUUUUCAUAAUAAUUGAAAAUAGUCAUAAAAAAAAAAUCUUUUAAUAACGGCGCAAUGAUUUUAUCGUUAAAAAGUUUUCACGGCUAAUGUUUUCUAACAUAAAUAUUGCUCCAAUAGAAAAACGAAAUUUUUUGUUGCACUUUUAAUCCAGCUCAUGAUAAUGUAAUUAGUUUUUUAAUUUUUUUUUUUUUUUUUUGUGGUAGUUUUCGUAAUUAUAAUUACGAGAAACCGGAAAAUGACCAAAAUAAAAACUGAUAAAUACUAACGGCACUACCUAUUUAAAAUUUGUUCAUUUUUCGCUCAUUUUUGCUCAUUUUUUGUACGGAAAAUAUUGCUCCAUAGAAAAAAAAAAACAAGAAUUUUAUUAUGUUGCAUUUUUAACCUAUUUGGGGAGUAAAAAAGUAGUUUUUUGAUUUUCUAUGUAGUUUUAUUAACAAUUGAUCAAAAACGAAGAAUACGUAGAAAACGGAAAAAUUUACGAAACUAUUCUUUUAUUAUUUCAAAUUUUGUUUUUAGAUUCUGAGUGUAGCGAAGAAUGUAUUUGUUUUACAAAGAUGUUUAUUUUUUUUUCUUAUAUUUUUACUAUGUUCAAAAAUUCUACCAGAAAUCUUGCUCCGAUAUUUACGCGCGGUACCAUUUCCGAAAGGAAAUAUUAUCCAGAUGGUACUUUUAAGAGGAUACUUUUUGAUUUUCCAAGCGGUUUUCAUAAUAUCUUGGAAAAACCAGAAUAAAACGUAAUAAAAACGGGAAAUUUACGAAAAUGAUGCUUUUAUUAUUUUUUGUAAUUAAGUUAAAAAUAUUCGUAGAUACUUGAAAUUUGGACAAAAACCUUAUAGUUGCCUUUUAUAGGUAUGGUAAAAUUUUCAAAAAUUUAAACCAUUUCUGAGCUCUUUAUGAACAUUUAUUUUUCCGAGUUUUAUACGUAAUUUUUAUUUGGUUGGUACUGUUUGCUAAAAUUGUUAGAUAAAUGCUUGAAAAUUUGAUAGGAGGUUCAUUGAAAAUCGCACUCAUAGUGAUUAAAAAAAAAAAAAAAAUGCAUAGUAUUUUUUUCAAGGUUUGAAAUUAAAUUUUGACCGAAAAAAAAAUUUAUCAAUAAUUAGUUAAGUGGUUCAUUAACUAUUUACAAUAUCAUUUUGACACUAUAUGUUCAUACAAAUAUGAAUAAAAUAAUAUGUUUUUUUCACUAUAGCGACGAUAUACUUAUAUAAUAUAGAUAUAGAAGGUAAUGUAGGCCUAUAAAAAUGCCGUAAUAUUUUAUGAAAUGUAUCUAUUAUGAUGUCUGCACCGUAUAAUCAUAUUUUUAGAACACCCACUGUCGUAUUUACGGUGGUCGGGGAUUAAGGGGUUCUUUACCUCCCCCAUCCGCAAUUGAAUAAUUAAUAAUAAUUCGAGUUAUCAUAAGAUUAUAAGAAGUAUGAUAUACCUGUACCCAAAGUGUAUAAUAAUCGGGGUAAUAUUAACAUCCAUCACCUGGUUGGAUUAUUAUAUUUAAAUUAAUCCACUUUUGUAUCCAUGGCAUUACAGGUAUAGCCAUACUUAAUAAGAACAACGCAAUUAUUACAAAUAUUGUAUUAUGUAUCACAUGGGCCGUAGCUGAUCAUUUUUUUUAAAAAUAUUUUCUCGAUCGCCAUGAAUCAUUAUAAUUUCUUCGUGAUAAGUGUAACAAGUUACAUACAAGUGUUAAAACCACGAAAAUCUAUCAUUGUAAACCUAUAAUUUUUAAAACGUCAAAACAGUUUUUUGUUGAAUAUCUGUAAUUCUAUAUUGUAGUCUGUAGAUGUGUUUAAGUAUCGGAAAAUAUAUUUUAAUCACGUGGUGUCUCUGAGCAGUAUACCUGGUUUUCGAAGGCUUAACGAUGAACCACGAUUGUAAAACGAAAUCGAUUUAUCGCAAGUUUUCAAUUAGAUUCAAUAGAAGGUAAAGGAUUACCGUGCUGAUUUGUAUUCCUUAUCGCAUAACUUGUUAUUUUAUUGUAUAAUAAUCGUUUUCACGCCUAUUUUCUAGAAAUUAGAACUCCCGAUAAUCGGUCCUGGUAAGUUAAUGUAGAUCACGAUAACUCGACAUAGUUAUCAUCAGUCGACGAAAUAACACGAAAAUAACGCGUUUUCGUUGAUGUAUAAUCAGUGUACCAGUGUCCUGUAAUAUACGCAUCCGACACCUCACCGUCAUUAUAUUGUAUAAUAUUAUAUGAAUAAGGAAUAAUUCUAAAAUGCUGGGUUUUUUUUUCAGAUCUAACGAAUCCGCUUGGUUGGUCCGUCCAAGAGUCAAGAACCUCGCGAUGUUGGGACUAGGCGGCAGCGUCAAUACGUCCUCGGAAGGGAUCAAGGCCGGCGUGGUGGUGGUCACUUCGUUCGACGACCUGGCCAAUAAAUCGUCACAGGUGACUGAAAAAAUAUUAUUACAACGGCGCACACGCGAACGACCGCAGCGGUUUCAGAUAAUCCACGGUCAACCGUAAUAUAAUAUGCACAUAGGUAUUUUUUGAAAAUCGUGUUCCGAAAUAUGUCUAUCUCUGCGUCUCUCGUGCGCGGUACAACACACGGUUUGUUUUGGUUUUUUUUUUUUUUUCUAAAACCACGUUCUUUCCGCAAAGGUCAAAGGCAAGAUCGUCGUGUACAACCAACCGUACGUGUCGUACGGCGAGACGGUCGUGUACAGGUCGAGAGGAGCCAGCGCGGCGUCAAAGUACGGGGCCGUGGCCGCGUUGAUCCGGUCUAUCACGCCGUUCUCGUUGAACACGCCUCAUGCCGGCCAGCAGCGCUACAGUGACGGCGUCCGGCCAAUACCGGUGGCCUGCAUCACCGUCGAGGACGCUGAGCUCUUGGACCGAAUGUAUAGACGAGGUGAACGCGCGCGGCGAGAUAUCGUUUUUUUUUUCGUAAAAAUUUAAAAUUUCGCGGUUACCGCUCAAAACCGUUUUUCGCGUAAGUAAAUAAAAAAGGUUGGCGCGAAUUAAAUGCAAGCCCCGCAUAACGCACAGGCACGUGUUGAACGAGCACCUAACCCAAUGUGACACGAGCGAGAAAAAUGUUAUGGCCUGACAUUUGAUUUCAUUACGUUAUAGUUUCAAAGUUUCUCUUCACGAGAUCGGCUUCGUGUGAUUCUCCUGGAGCAAUUCACUGCCGGUUGUUGAUUUAACGCGCAUGCACAUUUAGCGAAAUCUGUAAGAUGACGUCAACCUGCGAAUGGUGUUGGAAUGAAUCCAAAAUAUGUAGUGAAAAAGAGCAAUAUGUUGGCUUAUGUAGAACGUAGACGGUUUAUGGAAUCAAAUAAAUAUACAAUAUGUCUGAGAAAAUCAUUAUUGGAAUAUUAUGUAGUGAAAUUAUGUUUAAGGGAAAUAUGUUAGAUGGAAAAGACAAUUGUUUGAAUUGUAAUAUUCUGAAAGUUUGAACAGAUGUUUAAUUGAAAUUCUCAUAUUUUUACGGUACAGAUAUUCAAAACUAUACUAUUCCGUGAAAUGUAAUCAUUCGAAGUAUUAGCUUUCAACAGUUUGUUAAUUUUGUUAAAAAUGAUUCCAUACAUUGUUGUUCUCAUUUUGUUUAAUCGAUUAAAAGAAAACAUUUGCGAUUAUUUAUUAUUUUGUUUAUAAUAUUUCCACGUGAUGGUCUAAGUUACGUAUGACUGAUUGUACCGCGUGUGUUUUCAUAUUAUAGGCAUUGAGUUGGAAAUUCUGUUGAAGAUGGACUCUAAGUUUUUCCCCAACGCCAAAUCCAGGAACACGGUAGCCGAAAUCAAGGGCACCACCCAUCCCGAAAAAAUUGUGUUGGUUUCGGGUCACCUGGACAGUUGGGACGUGGGCCAAGGUGCAAUGGACGACGGAGGAGGCGCGUUUAUCAGCUGGAACAGUCUGGUUGUACUGAAAAAUCUCGGGCUUCGACCCAGAAGAACCAUACGGUAAUAAUAUAAUUAUAAUAUAUACGUUUGGUAAACACGGUGUGCAUACAAAGGUCACAAAGUGUCCUUUGAACUGUAUAUUUAAGUAUAAAAUGGAAAAUAUUAUUUCAUUAUUUUAACAGGCAGUAAUUAAUAAUAAUUAUUACCAUUAGUAAUAAUUACUAGUGAUACAAUUAUUAUUUUAUGGCACAUAUAAUAUCGAUGCUUUGAUCGGAUAUUGAAUUGUACAAACAGUUGUACAGUUCAAUGAUUUAACCGACUGAACUCCGCUCAGAAUCGUUUUUUUUUUUUAGCAAUAAUUAAUCUUUACACAUAUACAUUACAUUAUCCCUCAUUAUAUUUUAUCAACUUCUCACCUACAAUAGUAAUCCGCCCAUUGUGGGAAGUGUAUAUACGUUUGUUUUUAUAUAUAAUAUGUAAAUUACUAACUAAUGAUUUCUACCAAUGGGUUCGUAGAUGUUUAUUGUGGACUGCCGAAGAAGAAGGCCUUAUAGGAGCGCAGGCAUAUUUGAAAGGCCACAAAUCAGAACUUGACAAAUUUAAUUUGGUCAUCGAGUCGGACGAAGGGACGUUUCAACCGUACGGAAUAGAAUUUCAUGGUUCCAAAAAUGCAGCUUGCAUCAUGAAUGAAAUCGCUGGGUAAAUUUGUGUUUUAUUGUUAUAACGAAAUAUUUUAUACAUUUAUAAUUAAUAAUUAUGUAUUUUAUAUAAAAUAUUUUGUGUUUAGAUAUUAUAGAGUAAUCAGUGUCUAACUCUCAGAUAGGUGGUUUAAAAAUAAGAAAUUUGAUUAUAUACAUAAUUACGUAGUAAGUAAUAUAAUUUACCUACUAUUUAAUUUUAUUAUUUCAGAUUAUUUGAAUCAAUCAACGCUACUAAAAUGGUGCUUAGUAAAGAAAACGUUGGUUCGGACAUCGAAGUAUUCGAAAAUAUAAAUAUACCCGGUGCGAGUUUGUUGAACAGAAACGAAAAAUAUUUUUGGUAUCAUCAUACGGAAGCAGACACAAUGGCCGUUGAAGAUCCAGAUUCGUUAGAUUUGAAUACCGCCAUGUUUGCAUUGAUAUCGUAUAUCGUUGCCGACUUAUUUGUAGAUUUACCUAAAUCGUAAACCAUACGAUUAUAUUGUUCUGUACUUUAUGCAUUAUGUACUUUACGAUUUACGUAUUACGAAUAACUAAAGCAACAUUUGUCUAUACGUAAAAGUUACUCUUAGAUUGUAACUUAAAAUAAUGGAUCAAAUAGAUACGUAUACGUAUAUAGGUAACGAACGUUUAAAUAAAAACGAUCAAUUCAAUAUAUAUUUUUUGGACGUAAAUAUUCACAAAAUUACAAUCACCGUUAUUUGAUUUGUUAUGAACAUUUUUAUGCAAUAAAAUGAAUCUUUCCCAAAGUAUUGUAUUAAAAUAUUGUAUCAUAUUAUUAUUAUUAUAGCUUAUGUCUAAUGUCUAGUCUAUAGAUAUCUAUUAUGACACAUACUUAGUAGGUAGGUUCAAAUGUACAAUAUGAUAUUUUAUAGAAUCAUUAAUUUAUUAGGUACAUUAGGUAUGGAUAUUUCUGAAGACGUUUAAACAAUUCCUUAUUUUUAUAAUUCAUAACAGGUUCAAGGUUAUAUUUUAGAUUCUGAGUGGAGCGAGGCGGUGAUACACAAUUGUGUACGAUUUCUAUACCUGGCCCUUAAAAAUAUUACGAUUGCGUACAAAAAUUAGUGCAACGUUGCCAGCAUGCGCUACUCUGUUUAUUUACUAUACAAUUUAUAACAUUGGUUAACAUAGAUUCCACACUAUCACAUGAAAUAUUUAUCAGUUAAUAUUUACAUUAUAUAGUUCCUAACUAUCUGUACUCAUCGUGAUUGUACCAAUAUACGUUAUAUGCUAUAUUUUGUCUGGCCAUUGUCAACCGUCGUUUGUGCGUACAUUUGAAUUGUAUUUCCCUAUUCAUGCCCUUCAAAUGUACAAAAUAUUAAUAACUCGCCCUUAUCGGUCGCCUCGACAGCAUAUACAGUC
Messenger RNA from Cinara cedri, 6720 nucleotides. The record is from the annotation of a GenBank genome assembly. Lineage: Eukaryota; Metazoa; Arthropoda; Insecta; Hemiptera; Aphididae.